Messenger RNA from Melanotaenia boesemani (Boeseman's rainbowfish), 925 nucleotides. Its product is annotated as protein FAM107B. The coding region runs from base 428 to 925 and encodes 165 amino acids. The record is from RefSeq and is a predicted model, not a curated record. Lineage: Eukaryota; Metazoa; Chordata; Actinopteri; Atheriniformes; Melanotaeniidae. The transcript is spliced from 5 exons.
UAUAUUGCUGUGUUAGUUUGAUUUAGUUUCUGGACUAGAAGCAAUUUUAGCAAAUAAAUGAAAAGAGAAAAUUACAAAAACCACUAAGUAAAUGUGAUUGUAGAAUAUUCCUGGCUGAUAACAAAUGGAUCCACAAAGCAGAGACACAAUGGCCACAAUAGUUUUGAUCCCAGGCUCUCAUGCUGGAUUACCCCAACUGUUACAUUACAUUAUCCUAAUCUCUGCAUAUGCUGCUGCUCAGAGACAACAGAAGUUUCUCCCCAGAAGGGAACAAGAGUAGAACAAAGGUUUGUGAGACACUUAAUGAGAUUUGGUCACAGGACAGUGUGGCACACCUGCUCUGAUCAGCCUCAUUGUAGCUGAAGCUCACCGUGCACCCUGACCACAGCAGAGAAACUCUCCUACUACAAUUCUUUUGCACAAACUUAUGCACUCUUUGUGCAAAAGUCUAAGUUUUUUUCCAGCGAUGCGUCUCUACCAGAACACACAGGUGUCACAAAAGAUGGGCCUAAGAAAGAGAAACGACAGACAUUACUCCUGGAUGAUCCCGCCUCACCAGGUGAUUGAAAAUCAACAACAGCAGGAAGAUGACCUCAUUAAACCACAAAAGCUGAUAAAUCCCGUCCUGGCCUCUCUCCAGCGCAGAGCUCUUCACCAGGAGCUGUUAUUCUGUUACAGACGAGGCGUGCUGCCGCGAAGAAAGCCGGAGCUGCAGCGCGUAUAUGAACACAAGAGGAGAGAGCAGCACAAGAAACAAGAGCGAGCUCUCCAUCCUCCCUCUGACUUAGAGAUGAAACUGUGCAUAAGACUACAGAAAAUGCAGCUUUAUGAACUGGAGGAGAAGAGGAGGAGGGAAAGCCUGAGGAAUGUGCCAGAGUUUGUUCAUGUGAGACAAACUUUAAAGUGUAUCCCAAAUUCCUCCUAA